This is a messenger RNA of Cynoglossus semilaevis (tongue sole), 1316 nucleotides long. It is a transcript of the gene dera, whose product is annotated as deoxyribose-phosphate aldolase (putative). Gene Ontology annotation, cellular component: cytoplasm. NCBI's taxonomy places the organism in Eukaryota, Metazoa, Chordata, Actinopteri, Pleuronectiformes, Cynoglossidae. The coding region runs from base 129 to 1085 and encodes 318 amino acids. The record is from RefSeq and is a predicted model, not a curated record. Gene Ontology annotation, molecular function: deoxyribose-phosphate aldolase activity. The transcript has 9 exons. Gene Ontology annotation, biological process: carbohydrate catabolic process; deoxyribonucleotide catabolic process.
GAAAACAGGAAGUGGACUUCGACAGCCUAGCUUUACGGCAGGAGCCUCUCCACUACAAACACUGAGCUUUUUUGCUGUUCGUUCUAAUCACCGGUGUACUUUUUUUUUAAACACAGCUCCGGGUCAAAAUGUCUGCCAGAAACCCAGGCACCGAACUCGAUCUGGAAUGGAUUUCCAAAGUCAAGGUCAAUACCCAAGCUGUCCUGAAGAGGGCCCAGCAGAUCCAAGGACACAAGCUGCUGAAGAAACAGUGGCAGGCCGCCUGGCUGCUGAAGGCCGUCACGUGUAUCGACCUGACCACUCUGUCCGGGGAUGACACGCCGUCCAACGUGCACCGGCUGUGCCUGAAAGCCAUCCAGCCAAUCAGAGUUGACCUGCUGCAGAAGAUGGACAUGCACGACAAAGGAGUGACCACCGCGGCCGUGUGUGUGUACCCGUCCCGUGUGGCCGAUGCUGUGGCAACUCUGAAAGCUGCCAACUCCAGCCUCCCUGUUGCCUCAGUGGCCACUGGUUUCCCGGCGGGUCAGACGCCACUGGAAACGCGUCUGCAGGAAGUUCGUCUGGCAGUAGCUGACGGAGCCACUGAGAUCGACAUCGUCAUCAACAGAACGCUCGCCCUGACGGGCCAAUGGAAAGCCAUGUACGACGAGAUCACUCAGUUCCGCGAGGCCUGUGGCCACGCCCACAUGAAGACCAUCCUGGCCAUCGGAGAGCUGGGAACCUUCACCAACGUCUACAAGUCCAGUUUGGUGGCCAUGAUGGCAGGUUCAGACUUCAUCAAGACCUCCACCGGGAAGGAGAGCGUCAACGCCACCUACCCCGUCGCCAUAGUGAUGGUGAGGGCCAUCCGAGACUAUUACCUGAGCACCGGCCACAAGGUGGGUUUCAAACCGGCAGGUGGGAUCAGAACGGCUCAGGAAUCCCUGGUUUGGCUCAGUCUGAUGAAGGAGGAGCUGGGUCACGAUUGGCUGACUCCUCAUCUCUUCCGUUUGGGAGCCAGCAGUUUAUUGGCCGACAUCGAGAGACAGAUCUAUCACCACGUGACUGGACAGUACGCAGCCUAUCACCAGCUGCCCAUGGCCUGAGCCGCUCACUUCCUGCUUCACUGACCAAUCAGAACCUCUCACAGACUCACCACAGACGCACCUCUUUGUGGUCUACUCUAGACCUUUCCAAAGCCUGGGUCGUGUCCUACAGAUGGACUCACUAAGAGAAUGGGAUUAAUUAAUUAUGACUGUGAAAAUAAUUUUCAAGACAAUUGUCAGAGAAAAGAUAUGAAAUGUGAGCGUUAAUAUAUAUAAAUAUAUAUACAUAUA